This is a messenger RNA of Hermetia illucens (black soldier fly), 1629 nucleotides long. RefSeq names its product DNA-binding protein Ets97D (gene Ets97D). Gene Ontology annotation, molecular function: DNA-binding transcription factor activity, RNA polymerase II-specific; sequence-specific DNA binding. Lineage: Eukaryota; Metazoa; Arthropoda; Insecta; Diptera; Stratiomyidae. Gene Ontology annotation, cellular component: nucleus. Gene Ontology annotation, biological process: cell differentiation; regulation of transcription by RNA polymerase II. The record is from RefSeq and is a predicted model, not a curated record. Bases 138 to 1499 code for a protein of 453 amino acids. The transcript is spliced from 8 exons.
CCGACUGUUUGUCAAAUAUACGAAUAUAAACCGUAAACUGACGUCUCUUGCAUGGAACUGUUUCGCAUCGGAAGUUGCCUGAUUUUCCGUUUUACUUACUUUUAUUUUGAGUUAAUUGCCUAGAAUAGUUUUCACGAAUGGCGUUCGAGAGUUUAAGCAUGAAAAUGGAAACUCCCGAUCUACCGGACUCGCUGUCGGAGGAUAUAAUGCAAAAAUUCGAAAGCGGAAAUGAUUUGGAAAUGAUGUCAAAUAAUGAAAUAUUUUCACAACACAACAUGUUCAUGGGCGACCAUGACGAGGAGAGCGAACCGGACGAUGUUAUUAUUGUGCACAUGGACAUCCGGGAGCCACUCAAGAAGUUAAGGACACUUUUGGAACAAAAAAUUGGCGUGGAUCUCAAAAAAUAUGAGUUUUGGCUUCAAGAUGCACAGAUGCUUGAACCCCAGAAAAAUCUGGUGGACCAGUGUGUAAAAGGUGAAGGCCUGGUGCAGAUCAAUGCUCAAAUCCAAACAAUCGGGGAACGUAUAAAUAUUGUGGAUGUCUUAAAACCAACUGAAGCAGCAUUAGCUGCUCUAGAAAUGAACAAAGAUUCAGAUGGGAGGUUUGAAACCGAUAACGAUGACACGGCUACAGGUUAUGACGAAAGUACAAAUUCAAAAGCGGAAUCAGUGGAAUCCGAAAGUGAUAAAGAUGACCAUGUCAUAAAUUGGGUUCUGGACAAUAAGUUCAAAAAGGAUCAAGCCAGAUUGAAAAUCCCCGACGAUCCAGUGGAAUGGACUUCUGCCCAGGUGAAACAUUGGUUGCAGUGGGCAGUGCGACAAUUUAAUUUGACACAAAUCAAAUUGAACGAUUGGAACAUAACAGGAGAGGAAUUAUGUUCGAUGACAUUAGACGAAUUUCAAAAGAAAGUGCCUAACGAUCCCGGUAAUGUUUUCUGGACUCACUUGGAGUUGUUGCGCAAAUAUAAAUUUGUUGCUAUUAUUCAAAAAUUCGUGGAAGGAGAUGAAAACAAAUUGAAUGCCAUGGCCAAAGCCAUUCUUAAGAAGAAUCCACGUGCGAUUAGAAAACCGAAUCAAACAUUCAAGCCUGAAGUUACAGUCGGCACCUUCAAUGGACACGAAUCGGUCGGUAAUCGAACCGGUAACAAUGGACAAAUUCAACUGUGGCAAUUUCUCCUAGACAUAUUAACGGACCGAGAACAUAAAUCAAUAAUUCAGUGGCAAGGAAGCGAGGGCGAGUUCAAACUAACAGAUCCGGAACGCGUGGCACAACUUUGGGGCAUAAGAAAAAACAAACCCGCAAUGAAUUAUGAAAAACUAUCAAGGGCGUUGCGGUACUAUUAUGAUGGUGAUAUGAUUUCUAAAGUGCAUGGGAAAAGAUUUGUUUAUAAGUUUGUAUGCGAUUUGAAGCAGCUCAUUGGUUAUGACGCUCAAGAGCUCGCAAGUUUGGUUAAUGAGUGUGAACCAAACCCGCAUUACGAUAAUUAUUUUGCAUCUUGAUUAGAGUUUAGAAUACAUAUUGGCUUAUCGGUUAGCAUAGUGAUAUUAUAUAAAAUAUUGUUUUUAUUUUACUUUACAUAUUUUACAAAGUGAAUAAAGAAAAAAAGCAUAUUUUUUGUAAUUUAUAAUA